Trichechus manatus latirostris (Florida manatee) is the source of this 1371-nucleotide messenger RNA. Its product is annotated as zinc finger protein 550-like. The record is from RefSeq and is a predicted model, not a curated record. Gene Ontology annotation, biological process: regulation of DNA-templated transcription. The transcript has 4 exons. Bases 121 to 1371 code for a protein of 416 amino acids. NCBI's taxonomy places the organism in Eukaryota, Metazoa, Chordata, Mammalia, Sirenia, Trichechidae.
GACUGUAAGAAGGAUGGAAGUCACCUCUGCGCCCUUGUAGGACCCGAGGGAGUGUCUGGCUGAGCCCCAGGAAUCCCCCCGGGCGCCUCUAUCCCAGCCUGGCUCUUCUCGCAGGGUCCCAUGGCGGCAGCUGCGUUGAUGGGCCCGGCGCGGGUGUCCGUGAUGUUCAAGGAUGUAGCCGUGACCUUCACACGGGAGGAGUGGGGGCAGCUGGACCUGGCCCAGAGGACCCUGUACCGGGAGGUGAUGCUGGAGACCUGCAGGCUCCUCAUCUCACUGGGACAUCCAGUUCCCAAACCAGAGUUGACCCACCUACUGGAGCACGGGCAGGAACUGUGGAGAGUGAAGAGAGGCCCCUCCCAAAGCACCGGUUCAGGUGAUAGAGCAAAAUUUCAGACCAGAGAGCCCACUGCUUCUAAGCCAAUCUUGUCCAAGGAAGAUUUGCUCCAGAGAAGCCUGACUCAAGGAUCUCCAAAGGACUCCAGGUUGGGGCAAGCCAGGGAUCAGGAAACGCAGAAAGGACAAAUGAGGCCAGGCACAAACCUCCACAAGCAGACCCAUCCUGGGAAAAUGAGCAUUGAACUUGACGGUUGGUUGACAGAGGAGAGUCUGCACUCGAGGGCGUUACAGGAGCGAGUCUCUCCAGGAGACAUUCUCCACAAACUUGACUCACACAGGCCACGUAUGACCCCUGCAGGGAAGAACCCCUACGAAUGCAAAGAAUGCGGGAAAGGUUUUAACAGGAAAUGGAACCUUGUUCGACACCAGCAGGUUCACACUGGAAUGAAGCCCUAUGAAUGCAACGAGUGUGGGAAAGUCUUUAGCCAGAGUUCCACCCUCAUCCGGCACUACUUCAUUCACACAGGGGAGAAGCCAUACAAGUGUGUCGAGUGUGGGAAGGCCUUCAAACGCAGGUCAUACCUCAUGCAGCAUCAUCCCAUUCACACAGGAGAGAAGCCCUAUGAGUGCAGUGAAUGUAGAAUGGCCUUCACUCACCGUUCCACUUUUAUCCGCCAUAAUAGGACCCACACUGGCGAAAAACCCUUUGAGUGCAAAGAGUGUGAGAAAACUUUCAGCAGUCGGGAAUACUUAAUUCAGCACUAUGUCAUCCACACUGGAGAAAAGCCCUAUGAUUGUGCAAAGUGUGGAAAGGCCUUCAGAUGCAGCUCCGAACUCACGCAGCACCUCCGAAUCCACACUGGAGAGAAGCCCUAUGAGUGCGUCCAGUGUGGGAAGGCCUUUCACCGUAGUGCCAACCUCAUCCAACACACUGUCAUCCACACUGGGGAGAUGCCAUAUAAGUGCAUUGAGUGUGGGAAGGCCUUCAGACGCCGGUCACACCUCAUGCAGCACCAUCAGACUCAUUCUUGA